Molecule: messenger RNA, 501 nt
Organism: Dujonia railenensis
Lineage: Eukaryota; Fungi; Ascomycota; Pichiomycetes; Serinales; Debaryomycetaceae
Source: the annotation of a GenBank genome assembly
AUGCAAAUAUGCGGCAUCGCUAAACAUUUGAAUACCUAUUGUAUGCAAGACCUGCUAAGGGGAAAUGUAACACCAACUGUGAAGUCUCGAUACAUCCAUACGCCAAAUGAACUGACAUGGAGUAGAUUUGGUGGCAGGCAGCUGUAUUGCCAGAGGUACCGAAACUCAGAAGGGAAAGCAAAACAAACAAAACAGAGAAAUGAAAUCAAAAGAAGGGACUUCUUUCUUUUGCUACCUCUUUUAUGCAUUGUUAUGCACUGCUAUGCAUUGGUCUUCUAUGCACUGGUCUUCUAUGCACUGGUACUGCUACAGUGUUACUCUUCUCUGCGUAGCCACCUUACUCUUAGCGAGUUUCUUCCAGUAUGGUCUUGUUCGUACCACGGAAGAGAUUCUAUCUAUCUUCAUUUUACCAGCCCACGAUAUUGUAACCAUAGUGCCUCUUACACAGAAUCAUUCGUCUUUCUGCAUUGUCGCAUAUAUAAAACAUGCUACUCUGAAUGA